This is a messenger RNA of Camellia sinensis, 2575 nucleotides long. Its product is annotated as ATP synthase gamma chain, chloroplastic. Gene Ontology annotation, biological process: proton motive force-driven ATP synthesis. The record is from RefSeq and is a predicted model, not a curated record. NCBI's taxonomy places the organism in Eukaryota, Viridiplantae, Streptophyta, Magnoliopsida, Ericales, Theaceae. Gene Ontology annotation, molecular function: proton-transporting ATP synthase activity, rotational mechanism. Gene Ontology annotation, cellular component: chloroplast thylakoid membrane.
AUUAAACCGGCAUAACCCUGACCCUAACCCUAACCGUAUUUGGCCGGCGACGAUUCAAGAUCGCCUCUCAACUCAAACCAAACCUCCGUUAAACCCUCUCAAUGCCCAACUCUCAAAUUUCGAGUUCAUCCACCAUUUCUCUCUCUUUUCCCACAAUUUGAUCUCCACACAAACCAGUCAAAAACCAUGUCUUGCUCUAAUUUAUCAAUGUGGGUCUCCUCAAACCCUUCGACUCAUCAUCAUCUAUCUUCACUGUCUUCACAAUCUCAACCGAACCCAUUUCGCCUACUUCACUGUAUAUCAUCCCCAGAUAGUCUCACAGCCCCUUCAAUUCGCUGCGGUCUCCGAGAACUUCGAGAACGAAUCGAUACUGUGAAAAACACCCAGAAAAUCACCGAAGCCAUGAAGCUAGUCUCCGCCGCGAAGGUCCGGCGAGCCCAAGAAGCUGUCAUCAAUAGCCGACCUUUUUCCGAAACCCUAGUUGAAUUCUUGUAUAGCAUCAACGAACAGCUUCAAUUAGAAGAUGUAGAUGUUCCUUUAACAAAUGUUCGACCUGUCAAGAAAGUUGCCCUUGUUGUUGUCACUGGCGAUCGGGGUCUCUGUGGCGGUUUCAACGCUGCAAUUCUCAAAAAAGCCGAGACCCGGAUCACUGAAUUGAAGGAAAUUGGGUUAGAUUACACUGUAAUUAGUGUUGGGAAAAAGGGUAAUUCGUAUUUUCGUCGUAGGCCUAAUGUUCAUGUAGAUUGGUUCAUUGAAGGGGGUAGUUUUCCCACGGCAAAAGAGGCUCAGCUGAUAGCUGACGAUGUUUUUUCGCUAUUUGUGAGCGAAGAGGUCGAUAAAGUUGAGCUUUUGUAUACCAAAUUUGUGUCUUUGAUUAAGUCUGAUCCGGUAAUCCAUACAUUGCUUCCAUUGUCAGCCAAGGGAGAGGUUUGUGAUGUGAAUGGGAUUUGUGUUGAUGCAAGUGACGAUGAGUUCUUUAGGUUGACAACUAAAGAAGGGAAAUUGAUUGUGGAGAGGGAUAGUUUGAGGUCUAAGAAAGAUGAAUUUUCACCUAAUUUGCAGUUUGAACAAGACCCAGUUCAGAUUCUUGAUGCAAUGAUGCCUCUAUAUUUGAAUAGUCAGAUCCUGAGAGCAUUGCAAGAAUCGUUGGCGAGUGAGCUAGCAGCAAGGAUGGGUGCAAUGAGUAAUGCAACAGACAAUGCUGUCGAGUUGAAGAAGACCCUUUCCAUUGCUUACAAUAGGGAACGACAGGCAAAAAUCACCAAUGAGAUAUUGGAAAUUGUUGCUGGAACCGAAGCACUUCGAUAGUUUCCAAUGGUUUUGGCUCGGUUUGAUUGUUCUUUCUCUCUUUGUUUAUUAUACUGGCCCUUUUUUUAAUUCAUUCAACAUGCUUGCUUGAAAAAACACCAUGUUGAAUUGGAACUGCGACUUAUGUAAUCUAGGUUACUAGACUAGAGUUAGGACUACAUUUUGAUUUAAAAUGAAAAUAUUUGUUCCGUGCUUCUGGUUUUGUUCUUAAUGUAUGAUCAACAUUGCUCUGAUCCAUUACUGAGUUAUUAUUUACCUUUUUCCAUUUGUUAUUGGGAUCAAAGCGGCUUUGAAUUCACAUAUAUGCCCGCUCAUGCAAAGAAUUUGCAUUCCAUUGCGUUUAUGCAUCCAAACUUUCUGUGAGGUGAUUCUUAGUUUUGCAGCUCAAAUAAUUAGGCUCAUCUUACCAAGUUGAAGCUUCCUGCUGUUAGAAAAUAGUCAAAGUUUAAUGAUUUGGAAUACCAAAAGUUUGGUUUGGAGUAUUAGGCCAGUUGAACCUGUUAGAAGUAAAGUAAUGUUGAUUUUAAGAGUAAAUUGAGAGUUAAAUUCUCUUAGCAGUCACUAGGGAUUGCAGUUUGUGGUGCUCCAUUUUGGAAAGCUAUCUCUAUUUCAAAAGGCAAUAAUACUUUAUAUAUGCAGAUAGAGUAGUAGAUCCGACUUUGGUUCAAAAUUAUGGCAGGAUUAAAGACAUCACCAAAGACUCUUAGCUUCAUUUUGUCAUAUGAAACCUUGGCAGUUGAAUGGGUUUGAUGACCGCAAAAGAGUAGCUUUAAGCCUUUACUUGGUAACCAUGAUUUGUUCUGUAUUUGCCAGUGUUGUCCCUCAUAAUGGCUUAUGUGAAGGCAUUGUGAAGACUAAUCGCCUGAGAACUCAUGCUGGCAGAACUCAGCAGGGCCGAGCAAAAUUCAGAGAAUGUAUACAGAGCCUUGCCAGCUAGCACAAUUGGGUUUUGUUAUAGGAGUUGAACUAGCAAGAGUAGCAGGAUAGACAAGCAAUUUUGGACUGUUACUGAAUGGAAUAUUUCAGACCUAGAUUCUCAAUUAUUUCGUAUGAUAAGAAGCUUCUGGGAAAUGAACGGCACCAACAAAACCAUUUAUUGAUUUGUCCAUUUUCAUCUUGUACCCUAUGAUGUUUACCAAUCCAUGGCUGUAAGUUUGGUACUGGCAAAUUUGGCUAAUUUAUAUGAUGAUUCAAUUACUUGCACUGUUAUUCAUAUAAACUUUGUUGAUGUUGUUGAAGAAAUUAUUUAUAAUCGGUAUUUCUGAUA